AUGUACUUUGGCUUUUUGCUGCCUACAAUAAAUGAAUUGUCAAGUAAACUUGAAGCUAUGAGCAGAAAACAAAUUGUGUAUUGUCAACCCUUGGUAACUGCUUUAUAUGAUGGGGUGAGUAAAAGAUUUGGAGCUCUAGAAGAAAACAAUUUCCUUAUCAUUGCAGCUGUAAGCCAUCCUUCUUUCAAGUGUGCAUGGAUUAAAAAUGAAAUUAGGAAAAAUGUUGCCAUCUCUUUAUUAAAAGAUGCAAUGUAUGAAAUGUAUUCUGACAAAGUGGUUCAAAAUACUGAAGAAUUAAACAAAAAUAAAUCUAGUAGUAGUGAUGAUAGCGAUCAAGAGGAAUAUACUAAUGAUUCGUUUUUUUCUUGGGCCUCAACAAAAAAAAGUCGAAAUGUAUUAGUUGAAAAUGAAAUUGCUGACUUUCUCAACAAGAGUCCAACUAAAAAAAUCAACAUAUUAAAUUAUACUCCAAUUUUAAAAAAGGUUUUUGUAAAGUACAAUACUCCCCUCCCCUCAAGUGCACCUAUUGAAAGGGUGUUUAGUUUAGGGGCCUGUAUUUUAACAAAAAAAAGAGGGAAGAUGAGCGAUUCUAAUUUUGAAAAAACCAUGUUAUUGAAAAGUAAUUCUAAAAUUAUCUAA
Macrosiphum euphorbiae (potato aphid) is the source of this 639-nucleotide messenger RNA. The record is from the annotation of a GenBank genome assembly. Lineage: Eukaryota; Metazoa; Arthropoda; Insecta; Hemiptera; Aphididae.